GAGUGGGUCAGAAGCAAACGUUUAUGAACAGGCAGUUCCAUGUGCACACAUGGGUGAUAAUUGGCGAAGGAAGAAACACUCAUCCACAGCAAAAACUACACAUUUAGUGGAAACAAAGAGAAAGACGAUCCACCAUAUCUACACCCACAUGGUUAAAACCCAACCUUUAGCACUCUCUCACUGUUCUCUCUGAUCUUUAAGCAUACCCGAUUCAGAGAGAGCCAAGAGAUGGAGAAGAGCAGCGAUGGGUUUGUGAGGGCCGAUCAGAUUGAUCUGAAGAGCUUGGACGAGCACCUCAACAGGGCUUGGAUCAUGGAGAAGAACAAGAAGAAGGAGGAUGGCACUUUUAACCAUACUCUUAGCAAUAGUAUUCAUAUUGACGUCAGGACCACCUCCAGGACUGUGAAGAAGGAGAGGCAGGAGUGGGAGAUCGAUCCCUCCAAGCUCGUCAUCAAGGCCGUCAUUGCCCGUGGCACCUUCGGCACCGUUCACCGUGGCAUCUACGACGGCCAGGAUGUCGCCGUUAAAUUGCUCGAUUGGGGUGAGGAGGGUCAUAGGACAGAAGCUGAGAUUGCUUCAUUAAGGGCAACUUUUACGCAAGAAGUUGCUGUGUGGCAUAAGCUAGAUCAUCCAAAUGUUACUAAGUUUAUAGGGGCAACAAUGGGCUCAUCAGAACUACAGAUACAAACUGAAAAUGGUCAAAUUGGCAUGCCAAGUAAUAUCUAUUGUGUUUUUGUGGAAUAUCUGCCUGGGGGUGCUCUGAAAUCUUACCUCAUAAAAAACAGGAGAAGGAAGCUAGCUUUUAAGGUCGUCAUCCAGCUUACACUAGAUCUUGCUAGGGGGUACCCACCAUUUUGCUGUGACAAAGACGCCAACUUUGAUGUCUACUCCAACAAAGGCUUCGCCGACUACGGCUCUUCUCGUCGAGGUGGCAUCUACUCUUUCAAGAAUUACUCCGAUGGGCUGAACGACCCUGGUGACUAG
Molecule: messenger RNA, 984 nt
Organism: Juglans regia (Persian walnut)
Lineage: Eukaryota; Viridiplantae; Streptophyta; Magnoliopsida; Fagales; Juglandaceae
Product: probable tyrosine-protein kinase kin-31
Exons: 4
Coding region: 229-984 (251 amino acids)
Biological process (GO): protein phosphorylation
Cellular component (GO): plasma membrane
Molecular function (GO): protein kinase activity; ATP binding
Source: RefSeq, a predicted model, not a curated record